CUUCACAGUGUAAUUUGCUCAUUCAAAAAACUGUGGUGCAUUUCAGUUGUAUGAUCGGGCUAUGACACGGGACGGUGCGAUGGGCGCGGCGGCGGCGUUGGUAUUGGUGCUGGCCGUGCUGCCGGCGGCGGUGUCGGGGCAGGCGGGGGUGGCGACGUCGUGCACGGCGUCGCUGAUCAGCACGUUCACGCCGUGCCUCAACUUCGUGACGGGGAGUACCAACGGCGGGGGCUCGCCGACGCUGCAGUGCUGCAGGGCGGUGGCCGGGGUGGUCCGCACCGGCGCCGACUGCGCCUGCCUCAUCCUCACCGGCAACGUGCCCUUCGGCCUCCCCAUCAACCGCACCCUCGCCAUCUCCCUCCCCAGGGUCUGCAAGUCGCUCUCCGUCCCGCUCGUCUGCAGAGAUACAGCGACGCAAAUCCCAGCUCCAGGGCCUAUUGCAUUUGCUCCGGCGCUGCCCCCUCUGCCGUUGCCGCCGGAGUCGUCGGUGGAUGAGACGGCGACACCGCCGGCGGUGGAAGCGCCGCCGGUCAUGCAGGGGCAGAGGCCGGUGGUAGUGCCCAGCUCGGUGUGGAGGGGCGCCCGUGCUCCCUCCGUUCUGCUGCUUGUGGUCGCAUCCAUUUUGGUUCUGAUUACGUAGGUUGUGCACGUGGAGGACUUGUAGGAUGCUCAUCUCCGAGACAAUGGCUGGUUUUCGCCGCAAAGAAAAGAAGGAUGUUACUAUUGUGUUGGUGGCUUUGGGCUCACCGUGUAAGAAAAUUUUCCGUGUGGGAUCAAUAUGAUGUGAUUAUGGAGCACGUGUUUUCUUGAA
Molecule: messenger RNA, 811 nt
Organism: Aegilops tauschii subsp. strangulata
Lineage: Eukaryota; Viridiplantae; Streptophyta; Magnoliopsida; Poales; Poaceae
Source: RefSeq, a predicted model, not a curated record